This is a messenger RNA of Odontomachus brunneus, 7569 nucleotides long. It is a transcript of the gene Mad, whose product is annotated as protein mothers against dpp. The transcript is spliced from 3 exons. NCBI's taxonomy places the organism in Eukaryota, Metazoa, Arthropoda, Insecta, Hymenoptera, Formicidae. Bases 1322 to 2728 code for a protein of 468 amino acids. Gene Ontology annotation, molecular function: DNA-binding transcription factor activity, RNA polymerase II-specific; I-SMAD binding; RNA polymerase II cis-regulatory region sequence-specific DNA binding. Gene Ontology annotation, biological process: BMP signaling pathway; transforming growth factor beta receptor signaling pathway; anatomical structure morphogenesis. Gene Ontology annotation, cellular component: heteromeric SMAD protein complex. The record is from RefSeq and is a predicted model, not a curated record.
AUUCUAUUGUUAGUGAAGAUAAAUGGUCAAAAAUGGUUUUUUUUAAAUUGUCCUCAUGUUUGAAAUUGAAUAGCAUAAAGCGAGUAACCCACAUUCCGACAUGGAUGUACAUUUUUCCCGGUGGACUAUUUAUUUUUAUACUAUUAUGGUGAAGGACGAACUCCAAAUUACUAUUAAAGUGAAGGACGAACUCCAAAAGUGCCGAUAACGUAGAAGCAACCGUCAUUAAUUUCAAAUUAUUCGUUUCAUGCACAGAUAGAUCUUGGGUCUAUUUUCUAUUGCUGAAAUAGUGUAUAAUUUUUGGAACUUAAAAAGAAACAGAUAUACAGAUAAAAUUUGGUGGAAGAAAGAUGAAAGAGAACUAAUGCAGCCAGUUCAGCAAUAGAAAACAGACUCUUUAUGUAAAUAUGUGCUGUUUUAUUUUGCCAUAUUUAGUGGGAAACAUAAUCGUGCAUAUAUAAAAAUUUCUCUCUCUGCAAACUUUUUGUAUAUUUUUAAAGUUCUAAAUUUAGUUGUAAAGACACAAAUUGAAAUGUUCUUUGAAAUUCUCCUGAACAGAGCAAACACACCUUCGAUAUGUGUAAGCUGCAGAAUCUUUUUAUCAGGCAAAUGUUUACAUUAACAGCUUGAAAUGUCGACUUAAAAAUUUAUCAUCAUUUUCAUCAUAUGAUUAUUGAAUAAUGCUCUACUUUGUUAUUACAUAUGUGAAGUUUCCGUUGUGUAAAAGCAUUUGUAAUUAUAUGCAAUAUGAUGUAAGCUUUACAGAAAAAUAAGAAGUCAAUAUUCUAUCUAUGAAGUUUUCAAGUAUGAUAUCUCCUUACACAUAAACAUGUAAAAUUCACAGGCAAGACAUUCAAAUACAUCAAUAGUCCUCUUUAUUUUACUUCAGCUUACAAUAUCAGGAAGUUCUUAGUUUUUACCUUAACUUUAUUUUACAUUUUUUCCUACACCUACUUCUUUUUUUUCCUUUUCAUCACUUAUUCUAAUUAUUUCUUAUCUUACUUCUUUCCUUUUACCUUUUACUUCUUAUCCUAAGUAUUUCUUAUCCUAUACCUCAAAUACAUCAAUACAAUAUCCAAGAAUUAUAAUAUUUAAUAGAAAAAAUAAGAAACUUUUAUUAUAAUAUAUUUUAUGUAUAUCUGUAUGAAAAUAUAUAUUUUUAUUUUAACCUUGUUUCCUAUUUGUUCAUCAUGAAGAUAUAUAUUUUGGAUAUCAAAAUUCACAUAGAUUGUGCGUUCUGACAAGAAAGAUCAUCUCUCAUCGACGCAGUUGAGGAUAUUAUGAAUUCCUGUCACUUAUAAUCAACCUCAGCUCUUGAAAUAUGGAUGAUGAGGAGGGAGCUACAAGUUCAGGACCAAUGUCUUCAUUAAACAGUCUGUUCUCGUUCACAAGCCCUGCUGUGAAGAAGUUGCUUGGCUGGAAACAAGGCGACGAGGAGGAGAAGUGGGCCGAGAAGGCAGUGGACUCGCUGGUGAAGAAAUUGAAGAAGCGCAAAGGUGCAAUCGAGGAAUUGGAACGCGCACUCAGCUGUCCGGGCACACCGAGCAAAUGCGUGACUAUACCUAGAAGCUUGGACGGUAGAUUACAAGUAUCCCACCGAAAGGGUUUGCCACACGUGAUCUACUGCAGGGUAUGGAGAUGGCCGGAUCUGCAGUCACACCACGAAUUGAAGCCGCUCGAGCUGUGUCAAUUCCCGUUCUCCGCCAAGCAGAAGGAAGUCUGCAUCAACCCCUAUCACUACAAGAGGGUGGAGAGUCCGGUGCUGCCGCCUGUAUUGGUCCCUAGACACUCGGAGUAUGCACCAGGUCACUCUCUGCUACCGUUCCAACAACUGGCGGAACCCACAAUGCCGCACAACGUGUCCUACUCGUCGAGCGGCUUCAACGCCACCUCGUCCGGCGGUGUGAAUCCAACGUCUCCCAUGUCCUCCGUCGGUUCCGUGCCAAGUCCAGGCAGUACGACACUGCCGAAUCCGCAGAGCCCGUACGGCACAAACGGCCUGCCUGAGACGCCACCACCGGCCUACUCUCCUCCCGAGGAUGGCUCGCAGACCGGCCAGUCACCGCCGUCAGACUCUGUACCGAUGGAUACGAGCGCACCCACCGAGGUGGCUCCCGUGUGUUACCAAGAACCUCUUUAUUGGGCCUCGAUCGCCUACUACGAGCUGAAUUGCCGAGUGGGCGAGGUGUUUCAUUGUCAAUCGCACUCCGUGAUCGUUGACGGCUUCACAAACCCCAGCAACAACUCCGACCGUUUCUGUCUAGGACAAUUGUCCAACGUAAAUCGUAAUUCCACGAUAGAGAAUACGAGGCGACACAUAGGGAAGGGAGUGCAUCUCUACUACGUCGGGGGAGAGGUCUACGCCGAGUGCCUGUCCGACUCGGCCAUAUUCGUACAAUCUAGGAACUGUAAUCAUCAUCACGGUUUUCAUCCUAGCACAGUUUGCAAAAUUCCACCCGGAUGCUCGUUGAAGAUAUUCAACAAUCAGGAGUUUGCCCAACUUCUCUCGCAAAGCGUGAAUCAUGGUUUCGAGGCUGUCUACGAGCUGACGAAGAUGUGCACGAUUAGAAUGUCUUUUGUGAAAGGAUGGGGUGCUGAGUAUCAUCGGCAGGAUGUUACGUCUACACCUUGCUGGAUCGAAGCACAUUUACACGGACCUUUACAAUGGUUAGACAAAGUGUUAACGCAGAUGGGCUCGCCUCAUAAUGCCAUAAGUUCUGUGUCAUAAGUAAUACGCGCACGUGUCACAGAACGCUACGGUUCGUUAAGAAAGGACAAUUAGAUGCAUUCGGUUUAAUGAAACUGGUCAUAAAGUCGCAGAUGCAAAAGCUAUGCAGACUGUGCACGGGCUUGUUCAGUCAUACACACUACACAGAGUUCUGUCUGUGAGUUACUCCAUGUAUUUUAUCGACAUUGAAAUCAAAUCUUGUGAGAAUAAGAUGGUAACAAAAAAAACGAUGUAAUAUUCCAAGAAAAUAUGAGGAAUUGCGAGAAGUUGCACGAAAUGUUUAACGCGAUCUCUGGGAAUUAUCGUGAUCACAGACUAUACAUUUAGAUGUUGUCAAACUCUUCGGCUGUUACAUAGGGAAAGAAUUAUUACAUAGAAUGAUAUAUGUAAUAAUGGUAUAUGUAAAAAAAAAUAUUUUUCAAAUCUAUGCAUCAGUCGUAAUACUUUAUUUUAUAUGGAGACUUAUUGUGGAGGUAUUUAUCACACAUACAGUGUUGUACCACAAAUCCGUUAACUAGACGAUUUUAAGAUUUAUUGUACGACGGUAAAAAAAAUAUAUAUAUGUAUGUAUAACGAAUACAGCUUUUUGACAAAGAGAGUAAAUUCUCCGAAUUACAGGACGAGAAAGAAUAUAUAUAUGUAUAUAUAUGUGGAUACAUAUAAAAAUAUGUAUAUAUAUUCUAUGUCUUCUCGAUCGAGUUUAAUCUAAUAAUUAUGUCUCUUAAGUUACGUGUGCGCUUUAAAAUACGUUUAGCUCUAGAUCUUGAAAUUCUAGAAAGAACUCACAGUGUAAGCGCAGAGCUUUAUUGAGAAACGACGACGCGUUUAUAUUUCAAUGUAAGACAUUGGACGCUGAUCUCACGUUGACUACCGAAAGUUAACUGCGUCCGAUGAUAUAUUGAAAACGUUAAAUUCACCGAUCCGUAAAGGGAUUUACGUGACUCAUGGCUUUCUCCAUCUCUGUAGGACUAUAUUGCAUUGUAUUCUCGAUUAUAUUGUGUCACGCACCAAAUCGCCCGUAUUAUACCGAUCCCUGUGAGCAGAACUCGAUCGAAAGAGUACACGUUUAGAUAAGUAUCAUUUUCAUGUGUUGCGAGUGUACACUUGAGUUUCACGCGCGCUGUACAUAUUCUGUACGCGAUUGUCAUGCGCGUUUACGCAUAGACUAGGAAAGAAAAUCAUGUAUUAGUAAGUUCAUCAUGCAUUGUUCGGCUAAAAUUUACGUUCACCGAUCGAUUGAACAUGAUUUUAAAGUUACGUUCUUUACUUUCCUGCGAUACGAAAAAGAGUGCCAAAAGGAACGGAAUAUUCGCAUAAUAUCUUUAAUUUAUGCACUGUGAUAUUUUAUCAGAGUUUACGAUUUUUUCAUUGUAUCUAAGCACGUUCCCAAAGUCUGAGAUCAUGUAAUCCGAAAAGUACAUCGAUGUCUUUGAGUGUCUUAGCCGUGAGAUAUAUAUUAACAGUGCCUAAUUAUCUAGACAAUACCAUCUUUUUUCACUGCCGUUUGCUGUCACUUGUUUGCCGAUGUGCCUAGCUGUGAUUUUUUGCUGUUCAAUUUGGCAGAUAUGCGAUCUGUCGCAUAAAUGGAUAAAACGAGUAAAAGUACGAGAGGAGCAAGGUAUUUUGCAAAUUACGAGAUUUCGUGAUGAAAUAGGAAAAAUGAGCAAAACAAAAGAAAGUAAACAAUACUAGGGGACUAAGAUAUUUGGCUAAUAAUUACGCGAUUAAGUGUGAUAUAAACGAAAGAAAGUAUGAUAGAAUAAGGUGUCGUAACUUGCGAUCUCGGUCGGAGAAACUUGGGAAUUCGCGACGGAAGAUCGAUUUAGACGUCGCGAUCAAACAGGAUAUUGUAUAGCACGGACGCGAACGUCGACGAAAAAUGUUACCUUAAUUCCAUAUUGCACAACGUGGUGCAAUCGUUGCGCUAAUUGUACGAGUGAUGGGGACAAUAAUCGACGACCACAAGAAGGGUAUAAAAAAAAAAACAUUGUAAGAUACGUUUUAGCCCGUCCUAGAGCUAAGAAAAUUUACUGUUCGAUACAAUGAUACAUUAAUUACAUUGGAUCAGAUUCUGCACGAAGGAACCGCUCGAUCUGUAUCGUAUUGCGAAACAAAGAACGAGCAUCGUUAAAGGAUGCGUUCUAUGUCUAUUCCUCACGAGUCUUCUCACGAAUUUUGGCUCCUUUACUCGCGGAGUGCGAUCCAAUUCGAUGCCCUGAGGCAUUUUCACUAUUCGGGUGUAGAUACACGAAUAUUAGAAGUCUCACGUUAGUAGCUAUCAUGCCGUGUCACAAUCCACGUCGUUCGCACAACCGUCGAACGACGGUGGCGGUUAGAAACGAUUAGAGUGGAGUUGCGAGAUCUUUUCGGCACACACGUUGAGCUUGUCGCCGUUGAAGCGAGCACGAUGCUUUACUAUAAGACGCACGUGUAUGAAUAGUUUCUCAUUAAUGCAAGAUUAUACUUACAGCUUGUAUUUCGCGUUCUCACCAGUCCUCGUUUUUUUCGCUAACCGAAUCAUCUCACGGAUUAUUCGCGAAGCCCGUUUGCAAACUUCUCGCCUAAUCCUUCAGAGCCUGAGCAGAGUCUUUGAUAACUGAGAGGCGUAUACUUCCUACCACGAAGUGUGGCAUUAUCCGCGAUAAUUCGCCCCUCAAAUUUGACGCUCGCGAAGAUUAGCGGAGCACCGGAUUUGAUUGCGUGCCGCCCGAGUUUGUGCCUUGAAAGCCUUUUAUAUUGUGUAACUGUAUAAGAAUUAUGAUAUAUUAUAUGCAGUUUCCGAAACAUGUAGCAGCAAGGUUGGAUGGAUGGAUACGUUGUGUCAGAAUACACAACAGAGGAAAAUAGAUAAAAAGAAAAAUGUAUCAGAAUCCCUAAGAAUUGUCCACUUGUAAAAUAAAUGCAAAACUGUAUGUCUAAACUCUGUAGCGUCGCAUUGUAGUAAACGUAUAGUCACGCUUCAGCGUCGCAUGUGGCCGCCUGAUAUUGAGUUUUAUUUAUCUGAGAUGACGAUUGCACUCGGUGCGAUCGUGUGACGUGUAUAAGGCCACGUCAGAAAUUCACGUGCCUUGGAGAUAUUUAUAUAAAAAGGAAUCGAGCGCCUCCGCAAUAACGUGGAAACAACAGUCAGCCAAUACUGGAUAUGUUACUUGUUUCUCAUCUGCUAUACUCUUAUUCUUUUACAAAUAUAAAUUAUCAUAUUGUAAGAAACAACGAUCAUUAUAUAUACAUACGUUAAAGUACGUAAAAUGUAACAUGCAUUAAUAUCUUUCUUGUGAUAUUAAUGAUUAUUAAUAUUUUUUUAUCUAUUAACAGUUAAAUGUUAAAUUUAAUCAAAUCCAACUUGUUAAAUGGACUCAGGGACUCACACCGUCCCCGUUUUGGAUUACUUCUAAAACGGAGAACAUUCUCUUCUCUCUGUAAACGACUUUAGAAAUGCGUUUAUCAGUUAUCCGAUGUAGAAGCGCUCGGUUUCUUUUGCACAAAAGUCGUCUAUUAAUGUACGGGCCAUGAAGAAUAAAUAGACAACCGAUUGAAGUGUGAAGGUGCGAUUUGAAAACGGGCUCGCGAUAUUCCACGCGUCAGUGACUGUACAUAUAUAUAUAUAUACAGUACAUGUACAUAUAUAUAUACAUACAUGCAUAAUACAUAUAUAUAUAUAUGUAUAUAUAUAAUAUAUAUAUAAAUUAUAUAUAUAAUAAAUAUAUAUAUAUAUAUUAUAAAUAUUAUAUAUAAUAUUAUAAAUAUUAUAUAAAUAUAUAUAAUAUUAUAUAUAUAUAUGUAUGUGUAUAUAUAUAUAUAUAUAUAUAUAUAUAUAUAAAUAAAUCUUGUUAGUCGUGUAAGAGAGAGACACGCCUUCGGAAUCCAUUCCACGUUAUAUACCAUUAGAAAAGAUAACCGCGAAUUUUUUCUGCCCUUGCACGGUUUCUCAGUACAUUUGCUCGUGUGACUGCAUCGUAUUCGGAACUAUCAGCGACGACGAGGACGACGUAGACACACGAGCGUCUCUAAUCUGUACAGCCACCUCUUGCGAGAGAACGAUAUCGUUUUGUAGGACAUAGCACUAUCGUAAAACUAUGAAACGGAAUUAAUUAGCUGCCAAGCGCACGGCGUGUAGUACAUUCUCUCAUUUUCUUGCCGCACGUUCCUUUCUCCCUCUCUUCUUCUUUCUUCCCUCUUUCUUUAUACGAUUAAAAAGGAAAACACGAGAGAAAAAGAAAAGACAUUUUAUGUACAGAGGACGAUACUUUAAUCGUAAUAUACAUAUAUAUAGUGUAACAAUGUGUAACGACGAGAUGGUAGGACAAUACGUGACUUGUGCUGUAUGUAUGUGACAUAUGUUAUUAUGGUAAGGAACCGAGUCUUGUCGGGAAAACUAGCAGAAAUAGAUGGCCCACCGGUUGGAGCAACUUGUGCUGUAAAAAUGCACGAGGCGCUCCACGAAAACAUUGAAUUAUUUAAACACGUCCCGACGUCGGUCGAACGUCCUGCGACAGUGAAAGAUCAUCGUCGCCGCACGACGACGAGGAUGAGGCAGAGAAUUCUCAGUCCUGAGACGAGAAGCGCGUUCGCAACAGACGCCGGAGACUAACCUUAGGAAAAUUUCGCGGCCGACUGUGUAUCUCGUUCUCGACGUGAAUAAGUAAAAAAAGAAAAAAAAAUAGAAAAUUACCCGCACUCACGCUCGGUCACGUCUUACACGCUGCCUUCUCACACCUAAUGCCGUUUACACAUGCAUUUCUGGUAAUAAUCGUCUUGCGCAGCUACCGAGUACGAGUUAAAAAUUAAAUAAUGCCUACCUGUCUGUAUCUAUGUGCGAUUAAACAUGUGCGAUGGUUGUA